UGUUUUGCUGCAGUUCCCUCGUUCUGGGGGCUGGUGAACUCCGCCUGGAACCUGUGCUCGGUGGGAAAGAGGCAAUCGCCCAUCAAUAUCGAGACAAGCCACAUGAUCUUUGACCCCUUUCUUACGCCUCUGCGCAUUAAUACAGGGAGCAGGAAGGUCAGUGGGACCAUGUAUAACACGGGCCGACACGUGUCGCUGCGGCUGGACAAGGAGCACCUGGUGAACGUGUCCGGGGGCCCCAUGGCUUACAGCCACCGUCUGGAGGAGAUCCGCCUGCACUUUGGCAGCGAGGACAGCCAAGGCUCCGAGCACCUGCUUAACGGCCAGGCCUUCUCCGGGGAGGUACAGCUGAUUCACUAUAACCACGAGCUGUACAGCAACGUCAGCGAAGCUUCCCGCAGCCCCCACGGCCUGCUGGUGGUCUCCAUCUUCAUAAAGGUAUCUGAAAUGGCGAAUCCGUUCUUAAACCGAUUGCUGAACAGAGACACGAUCACCAGGAUCACAUAUAAAAAUGAUGCCUAUUUACUGCAGUCGCUGAACAUUGAGGAGCUAUACCCAGAGACUCCCAGCUUCAUAACCUACGAGGGCUCCAUGACGGUCCCAGCCUGUUAUGAGACAGUUUCCUGGAUUAUAAUGAACAAACCCGUGUAUAUAACACGGAUGCAGAUGCAUUCUCUAAGGCUCCUGAGCCAGAAUCAGCCGUCACAGAUAUUCCUGAGCAUGAGCGAUAAUUUCCGGCCCGUUCAAUUACUCAACAACCGCUGUAUCCGCACCAACAUCAACUUCAGCCUCCCCGGGAAGGACUGUCCCAACAACCGGGCCCAGAAACUACAGUACCGGGUGAAUGAAUGGCUUCUGAAAUAACACGAAGUCUCCCAUCCCAACUACUAGCGGAGGGUUACCAUAACAACUGGUGUCCGUCCACCGCUCACAACCUCCCAGACACUCACAUUCACACGUGUGCUCAAAACACACACACACAGGUACUCGAACACACACAAACAUACAUACUCGCACAGGCUCAAACAUGCACAUAAAGACAUGCACACAUGCUAAAAUAAGGCCAUGCAAACACAUCCUCACACGCACACAUGCAUACACAAACAAGCACAUACA
Callorhinchus milii (elephant shark) is the source of this 1116-nucleotide messenger RNA. It is a transcript of the gene ca10a, whose product is annotated as carbonic anhydrase Xa. The transcript has 7 exons. Gene Ontology annotation, molecular function: carbonate dehydratase activity; zinc ion binding. The record is from RefSeq and is a predicted model, not a curated record. The annotation marks the transcript as partial. Lineage: Eukaryota; Metazoa; Chordata; Chondrichthyes; Chimaeriformes; Callorhinchidae.